Messenger RNA from Bursaphelenchus okinawaensis, 2222 nucleotides. The record is from the annotation of a GenBank genome assembly. Lineage: Eukaryota; Metazoa; Nematoda; Chromadorea; Rhabditida; Aphelenchoididae.
AUGUUAUUUGGAGUUUUCUGUUAGUUUUUACUUUUCAGGUUAUUAUAUGAUAGUUUAUGAGGAAGUUUUGGACUAGUUAUUACAUAUCUAGUAAAAGUUGUUUUCGGCUGAGUUUUUAUCAUUUAUGUUGUAUAUAUCAUGUUAUAGUCACCAUUAUGCGUGGUAUAUUCAAAAAUGAUGACAAAUAGUUAAAAAAUUGUUUUUGAAGAUUUAAAGAAUCUUAAUAUUAAUAUAUAAAGAACUCUAUUGCUGUUAGAACUCGUACUAUGAAACUAGAAGGAUAACAUUGAUCUAGAUCACACCUAUUAUGUGUCUAUGUCGCUUCCUCAAUAUUGUGAAACAUGAUGUUUGGCUGUUCUUUGAGCUCGGGGUCUGUGGUCAUUUCGAGGUGAAAGAACUGGCAUUUAUAAAACGAGCGGGAUGGGGAAAUGCACGGAGACUUUGCUUUUUUCGGUCGAAGCACGUGGGGGGGGAUUAAAAAUGGAACGACGAAUCGAACGUUUCUUUGUGUUUAUUUAUUUUUACUAAAGUAAUGAAGGUAUGGGGAUUGUAGAGCAUGUAAUGUAGUAUCUUUUUGGAAAGUUUUGUGGAUAUAAACAUGAUUUGGAAGGAAUUACAACGGUUUUGCGUGAAUUUUUUGAUUUUUCGACCAAAAUUUUAAAUUUCUUAGUUUUUUUUGUCUAUAUCUCUAUUUCUUUCUCAUUUUAUUAUGCAUAUGACUUGUAAAUGAUAUUAAAAUACGCUUAUUUUCAUAUUUAUAAAAUUUUGAUAAUUGUUGAUUUCAGACCUCAUCAUGACUGACUCAACGUACGGAAUCGAGACGGAUUCCAUGACUCUUCAGAGAUUCGUUCUCCAAGAACAACGAAAGCACCCUAAUGCUUCUGGAGAUCUGACCGCCUUGUUGUCGUCGUUGUUAACAGCUGUAAAAGCGAUCUCAACUGCUGUAAGGAAAGCCGGUCUGGCUCAGUUAUAUGGAUUUGCUGGUAACACGAAUGUUCAAGGCGAGGAUGUGAAGAAGUUGGAUGUUUUGAGUAACGAACUCAUGAUCAACAUGCUCAAGUCAUCUUACUCGGUUUGUGCUAUGGUUUCGGAAGAAAACGAUGAGGUAAGUAACGGGAAAAGAAUAUUUUUUAUAUGCUUUAUAUGUUAUAGUGGCGUUUUUAGCAAAUAUUUAGUAUAUUGUAGUAGUAUAAUAAUGGUUUUUCGAAAAUUGGUGUUGUAAACAAAGUAUCUGUUUAAAAUUUGAUUUUAUAGUGAAUUUUUCCAGAUUAUAAUGGUGGACGCCAACCGUGAAGGCAAGUAUAUUGUGACCUUUGAUCCUCUUGAUGGCUCUUCCAAUAUUGAUUGUCUUGUAUCAAUUGGCACAAUCUUUGGUAUCUUCAAGCGACCAGAUGACGAUGGACCGUUCGAUCUGAAAGAUGUUCUCCAGAAGGGAGAUAACAUGGUGGCAGCCGGUUAUGCUUUGUAUGGUUCGGCUACUAUGGUUGUUUUGGGCACUGGGGAUGGUGUUCAUGGCUUCACUCUUGAUCCCGUAGGUUUUUUUAAGUUUUUACGGUAUUUUUAACUAUAAGAUAAUAUAUAUUGGAGUUUUUCGUGUUUUAGACGAGUAUAUUAAGGUGGUAGUUGAUUCCUUGUUCUAUUUUAUUAUAAGUUUUACGGUUUCAGAGUGUUGGAGAGUUUAUUCUGACCAAUCCUAACAUGAAAUGUCCAAAGAAAGGUAAAAUUUACUCUUUGAACGAAGGAUACGCAAAGAAAUGGUCGAAAGGAGUCAGUGAAUAUGUCCACACAAGAAAACACCCAGAACAAGGGAAGUCAGCCAUGGGACAACGUUAUGUAGGAUCUAUGGUCGCAGAUGUACACAGGACUUUGCUCUACGGAGGUAUCUUCAUGUACCCCGCAACUUCUGAUGCACCAAAUGGGAAGGUUGGUUUUUUCUUGAUUUUAUAGGUUUUUAAAGUGUUUUAGCUACUUUUGGAUAUUUUUUUUGAUGACAGAUUAUUUUUUAUUUUUGUGUUUACUCGAUGUCAUUUUAGCUUCGUCUGCUGUACGAAUGCAACCCAAUGGCUUACAUUUUGGAACACGCCGGUGGUCUGGCCGUUAAGGAUGCCAAGACCAGAAUCUUAGACAUCCAACCGACAAAGAUUCACGAAAGAGCUCCCAUAUUUUUGGGCUCGAAGGAAGAUGUAGAAGAGCUGGUUGAGUACCUCAAGAAACACGAAUAA